AUGCCAUCUGCUGUUGUUUCAGCAGCCAUGGUGCAGUCGCUAUGGCGUCCUGAUAUUUCAGCUGACAGCAUUACUGGUACAUUCGGCAAUAUGAUGGUAGAUAUACAAGGCGAUUUGGAAAUACAGAUAGAAAAACUAGAAUAUAAUGACAGCAACGUAGGAAAUUUGUUAAUACUUCAAGAUGGAGUAAAAUGUCUGAAGUAUGGAGUUCUAACCUAUGAUAUGGAUACCAAGGAUGCGACUUUGAUCGUAGGAAAACAGCGACUAUUAGGGAAAGUUGUUAAGUUAGAUGAGCCAUUGGCCCUAUUUGACUUUGAUGAGAGCACAGAGAAAGUGAAUCUAAUAGAUAUAAUAACACAUAAGUGCCUAUUUAAAGAACGGCCUUUGCCGAUUAUGUGA
Messenger RNA from Eremothecium sinecaudum, 399 nucleotides. RefSeq names its product Ctf8p (gene CTF8). Bases 1 to 399 code for a protein of 132 amino acids. The record is from RefSeq and is a predicted model, not a curated record. NCBI's taxonomy places the organism in Eukaryota, Fungi, Ascomycota, Saccharomycetes, Saccharomycetales, Saccharomycetaceae. Gene Ontology annotation, cellular component: Ctf18 RFC-like complex. Gene Ontology annotation, biological process: mitotic sister chromatid cohesion. The transcript has a single exon.